Momordica charantia (bitter melon) is the source of this 1076-nucleotide messenger RNA. RefSeq names its product PDI-like 5-1 (gene PDIL5-1). Gene Ontology annotation, molecular function: protein disulfide isomerase activity. Gene Ontology annotation, biological process: protein folding. Lineage: Eukaryota; Viridiplantae; Streptophyta; Magnoliopsida; Cucurbitales; Cucurbitaceae. The record is from RefSeq and is a predicted model, not a curated record. Gene Ontology annotation, cellular component: endoplasmic reticulum.
UAUUUAUUUGGUAAAAUAUCGGAAAUUUGGCACAUAGCCUCAACGACACUUUCCAAACCUUCGAUCAAAAAAAAAAAAAAAACACUUUCCAAAUCGACCGGGGCUAAUUCCGGCCACCAAGGACAGUCUCGUCUUGUAUUGAAUUCUCAGCGAAGGAGGAGAAGAUCCGGAGACCACAUUCAACCAUGAGAUUCCAUAUUUUAUCUGCAAUUUUUCCUUUGUUGUUGAUCUCAGUUCUUGUUCUAAACACAGCAUCUCUCUGCAGAGCUGAAGUUAUAACCCUAACUGCGGACACCUUCUCCGACAAGGUUAAGGAAAAAGAUACUGCAUGGUUUGUGAAAUUCUGCGUUCCUUGGUGCAAACAUUGCAAGAAUUUAGGAUCAUUAUGGGAGGACUUGGGGAAGGCAAUGGAAGGUGAGGAUGAAAUUGAGGUUGGAGAAGUUGAUUGCAGUUUGAACAAACCUGUCUGUUCCAAAGUUGACAUUCAUUCAUAUCCCACAUUUAAGCUUUUCUAUGAAGGGGAAGAAGUUGCAAAGUAUUCAGGGCCAAGAGACGUUGAAUCUCUCAAAAGCUUUGUCCUUGAAGAAGCUGAAAAGGCAGAAGAAAAGGUGCAGCAGGACAGUGACAAUGAAUUGUGAUUAUAGGUAGGCCAAACUUUAAACUUAUCCAGAGGAGUUCUUUAUUCAUUCCCUGAGAUUCCAUCCACAUUGUGUACCAGUAUUUGAUGAACAUAUUGAAUUUUGACAACCAAAUAGACAGUUUUUGAGUAGUGUUGGACUGCAAACAUUUGAAAAAGCUCUUGGCAUCCAGUAACAAUGUAUCUAGUUGUUCGUGAAUCAGAUCAUUGAUCAUCAUGGUUAUUUUCAUACCGAUUAGGAUGCUUAAAUUUAGGUAGAUUUGGGCCGUGAUCUUGGUUGUAUUUGUUUUCUCCCCCUUGUGUGACUUUUUUCUCCACAUUUUUCGACGGUUUACCCGUUGGUUGGGAUAUGUCAUGUGAAGAGAGGUAGCAAAGAUGGGAAUUAGAGAAUUUUGUAUUGAUAGAUUCAUAAUAUAUUACACCAUACAUUAUAUGCAAA